AUGAUGAAAGACCUGGAGGAAGCCAUCUUGGCCUCUGAGCUGAAGGCCUCUGAAGGCACAGAGCCUUCGGGCUCUCCGGCAGCGGCGCGCACUCGCGGGCCUCCGUGCAGGGCGCGCCUCGCUCAUGCGCUCCUCGGCGGCGAGGACGGGGCGGGCGGCCGGGCUGGCGGGAGAAGCGGCCACCUCUCGGCUGGCUCCGGUGCGCAGCUUUCCCCUCCCCUUUUGUUCGGCAGCGGGGAGGAAGGAGCCGCCGGCGAGGCUGCUGUGCUGUCCCGGCUUCAGCCCCCUCCCACCGCUCGGGGGAAGCCCGCCUCGCCUCGCUCCGGAGCGCUGCUGCCCAGGGCAGGCUUAGCUCGCCCCAAUCCCCCGGGCUCGCUGACCUCGGGGGGGGCGGACCUGGAGCUGUGCCCGGCCACCCCCGUGCCCAUCGAGGGGCCAGCGGGAGGUCCCGUCUUCGCGGCGGGGGGGCCUUCCCCAAAGAGACCACCCUCCCCUCCCGCCCCCUACCCGGCUCGGCUGGCGCGAAGACGGCUUGCAGAGAGAGCCAGGCGGCGGCCACCAGGCGGCGCUGCGGAGCCCCGCGCCAGCCUGAACUCCGCUUCGCUUUCUCCUGCGCUGCUCGGGCACAAGCCCGGGGAGUUGGGCACAGCCGCCUCCGGAGCGCUCGCCAGCCUCCCGCCGCAGCCGGGAGCGUCGGGGCUGGAAAGGAAGACCGCCGAGGGGAAGUUGCCGAGCCCGGCGGGAAGCCAGAGGCGGGCGAAGGGGUGGGCGCCUCCGUCCUCUCCCCCCCCCCAGCCGGCGGCGGCAGCCCGCCUCCUCCUCCGAGCCAGGCAAGGGGGCGCAGCGCCCAGAGGCGCCCUUCCACCGCGGGAGCCGCCUCGCUCUGAGCCCAGGCUGGCAACUUUGGCACGGCGGACCCAGCGCGGGCGCCCGGCUGCUGCACCAGCCCCGAAGAGCCCUCCGGCUCCGGCCACCCAGCCUUGGCGACCCCCCUCUGCUGCAGCGAGCCGCCCUUCCAGAGGGCUCCCCCAGCUCGGCUCCGUUGCUGCCUCCAAGCUGCCCUCCUGGCCAGCUGGCGAAGAGACUGGGAUCGCAGAGUUGGAAGGGACCCUCAGCAGGGUCAGUGGCCCAGCCAACCCCAAGGAGUCCCGUCCCUGA
This is a messenger RNA of Heteronotia binoei (common prickly gecko), 1158 nucleotides long. Its product is annotated as collagen alpha-1(I) chain-like. Bases 1 to 1158 code for a protein of 385 amino acids. The record is from RefSeq and is a predicted model, not a curated record. Lineage: Eukaryota; Metazoa; Chordata; Lepidosauria; Squamata; Gekkonidae. The transcript is spliced from 3 exons.